This is a messenger RNA of Funneliformis mosseae, 251 nucleotides long. Lineage: Eukaryota; Fungi; Glomeromycota; Glomeromycetes; Glomerales; Glomeraceae. The record is from the annotation of a GenBank genome assembly.
ACAACAAAGCUAUUUUGCAGUUUAUAAGUCGAAUGAGAGAAAAAUACAACAGUAAAAUUCCAAUACUGGGCGAGCACUUUAGUUAUAUAGUGACUCAUCCUAAAAACACUUUUGAUUUACAUGGUAAAAAAUUAACGCUAACUAAGGGUGAAAAAAUAGAAUUCGCUGAUUAUAAGUUAGCAUCCUCUAGUAGAAUUAUGCGAAUUGAAAACCCAGAUGAGAAAUAUAAGCAGAUUGAUGAUUAUACUUAA